Molecule: messenger RNA, 672 nt
Organism: Scleropages formosus (Asian bonytongue)
Lineage: Eukaryota; Metazoa; Chordata; Actinopteri; Osteoglossiformes; Osteoglossidae
Product: T-box transcription factor TBX1-like
Exons: 6
Coding region: 1-672 (223 amino acids)
Biological process (GO): positive regulation of DNA-templated transcription; cell fate specification; regulation of transcription by RNA polymerase II
Cellular component (GO): nucleus; chromatin
Molecular function (GO): DNA-binding transcription factor activity, RNA polymerase II-specific; RNA polymerase II cis-regulatory region sequence-specific DNA binding
Source: RefSeq, a predicted model, not a curated record
AUGGGACACUUGUCCAUUGCAGAUGACACAGCACAUGAGGGUGCAGUUGCCAGUGACAAGUGUGCAAAAGCUCCACAGGUUGCUGGCAUCAAAGUUCAGCUAGAGAUGAGUGCCCUAUGGCAGCAGUUUGACCAGCUGGGCAUGGAGAUGAUUGUCACCAAGGCAGGAAGAAGGAUGUUUCCCACAUUUCAAGUGCAGAUUUCCGGAAUGGACCCAACAGCUGAGUAUGUCCUGCUGAUGGACUUCAUCCCAGUGGACAAUAAGAGAUACAGGUAUGCAUUCCACAGCUCGUCCUGGCUAGUGGCGGGGCGGGCAGAUGCUGUGGUGCCUGGACGUGUCCAUUUCCAUCCUGACUCCCCGGCCAGGGGAGCCCAGUGGAUGAAGCAGACUGUUUCCUUUGACCAGCUGAAGCUCACCAACAACCUGCUGGAUGACAACGGACAUAUUAUGCUGAACUCUAUGCAUCGAUACCAACCUCGCUUCCAUGUGGUGUAUGUGGACCCUCGCCAUGACAGCCACCACUAUGUCCACCGCAACUUUGUGACAUUCACCUUCAGAGAGACCCGCUUCACUGCUGUCACUGCCUAUCAGAACCACAGGAUUACUCAGUUAAAGAUAGCCAGUAAUCCAUUUGCCAAAGGCUUUCGGACCAGCGAUCCAGAUGAGUGGUAA